AUGGAUCCCAAUCGUGAUCAGUGGUGUACCUUACUCAGUAGUCACAACAAGCUUGAUCGUGAUAAAGGAUUAAGCCAAUUGACCGAUCAAAUUAACCUUGGCCUCAAUGACAUCACCCAUGUUGAAAAUAGCUUAAUAACAUUGAUACAAGCGACAGACCGAUGGGAAUCAUGUCAAGGUGGACUGCUAGCAAGUAAAUUGCUACUUUUACAUAUACCGCAAUGUAGUCAAGAUUUCAUUGGUCACCUUCAAGACUCUUGCACCCAUUUACUUCAACAUUCCGAAGCAAGAGUUCGAUUUGCGGCAGGUGAGGUGGCAGGUGCACUUUGCAAACGUCUUGGCCAUGUAGCUUAUCAACACUUUCAACAUGGAGUAUUGCAAUCCAUUCGUGAUAACAUGGAACGUUCAAUGGAACUUUUAGACGCCUUAGCCAUGCAACAACUCAAGGAUAAAAUGCUGCCAAAAUCUCCUGAUAAAGAUACCAAAAAUGAACCGCAAUCAAAGGAUGAUAAUCUUAUCUCCAAAAUAUUACACGAUACCGCUGGUUGGCAAUCAUUAGAAACAGGCAUGCAGUGUUUAGAAUGCAUGAUUGAUGGUUGUGGUAAGAAAUUUCAUCCGUACAUAAAUAAUGAACUCUUGGAAUUACUAUUUGAAACAACAAAACAUACUAACCGAUGUGUAAGGGAAAUUGGAUUUCGAACACUCGGGGUACUCAUCAAAAGUGAAUUAGGAUCAAACGAGAAAGGUACACUGCAACCCGGCUAUAAAGAAACAAAAUGUUGGGAAAAAGGUACGCAAUUUGUCGACGUUUUGGUCGCUGGACUAUCCGAUAAUUGGAGCCAGGUACGAUUGGCAGCUUCUAUUGCCACUCGCCAAAUGCUUACUAUCCUUACGGAUGUUGAUGCUAGUAAACGUUAUUUUCCCAGCAUUCUACCACCAAUGUGCUUGAAUAGAUACUAUAUCGCUGAAGGUGUACGAAAUUAUUCACAAGAAAAUUGGCGAUUAACUGUAGGACCUGAUGGGCGAAAUUUGGUAGAAUCGUACGUAGCGGACUUUGUAAAGUUUUAUGUGCAGCAAACCAAUGCUGACAAUCAUGCUGUUCGUGAAGCUGCUUGUGUUUGUAUAGCGGAACUUGGUCAAAAAAUUUCUCCCGAAUGUCUACAUCCAUUCGUGCAACAAUUGAUUGCUACUCUCCUGGUAUGUUUCAAAGAUCAAAGUUGGCCAGUUAGAGAUGCUGCAUGUUUAGCUUGUGGAAAUUUUAUAAGCUGCUUUCCGGAACCUUGCCGACCUUCCCUGAGUGAACUUCAUGAUUUAUUUGUUAAGAACUUAUCGGACAGUAUACAGUCCGUUCGGCAAGGCGCUGCUAUAUCUUUAGCCAAAGUAGCAGAAGUAUACGGAAACGAUGAAUACAUUGUUAUUGAGAAAACAAUUAUCCAAGGCUUAGCUAAAAUGAAGGAUCAACCAGCUGAUGCCAAAAGAUACUCGUCAAUGGAUCCUAGCCCUGCUGUAUACAGUGUUGCAAAAAGAAUACGUGAUAAUGAAGCAGAUUUACAUACUAAUCGCAUGACAUAUUCAUGUGGCUCUCUUGCUCCUAAGCUGGGAAAAGGUGAUACUGAGAACGAAAUGUCAAAAUUUUACAAGCAACCUGAGCCUUGGGAACUAGCAGAUGGCUGUGUUCACCUUAUAGCUGAAUUAAGCAGAGUGUCUACCUUCCACACGAACAUAAGCAAGUUGUUACCCGCGAUUGCUGAAGCUGGUAGAUACAAACAGUAUUCUCAGCACGUAUUUUUCUACGAAACCAUUUGUAAACAGUCUUCGGAAUGCUCGUUGACGUCUCACGCCGCUCGUGAAUGUUUACAAUUUUUUAGCAAGAAUUUUGGCCCUAAAAUAUUGCGCGGGCGUGUUGAGGAAUUUAAUCCAAAUUACGUGUCCCUUCUUGAUAGUGUUAUACGUGUGGCAUAA
Trichoplax adhaerens is the source of this 1962-nucleotide messenger RNA. RefSeq lists its product as uncharacterized. The record is from RefSeq and is a predicted model, not a curated record. The transcript is spliced from 16 exons. Lineage: Eukaryota; Metazoa; Placozoa; Uniplacotomia; Trichoplacea; Trichoplacidae. Bases 1 to 1962 code for a protein of 653 amino acids.